AUGCCACUUGCUCAAGAAGAACUUGAGGAGAUUAAACAGGAUUAUCUUGAUUCACUACAAGAUUUAACUAUUAACUCCAGACCGUUGAUUCGAGACCUUACUAUGAUCGCACAAGAGACACUUUAUGCUGCACAGUAUAUUGUAAAAGCAAUUGAAGAGCAUAUAAAUCGGGCACCGCCUCCCCACAAAUUGCAUGCUCUUUAUCUUUUAGAUUCUAUAUGUAAAAACGUAGGAAGUCCAUAUACUAUUUAUUUUGGUCAUAACCUUUCGAAAAUAUUUAUUAAUACAUAUACUCUCAUGGAACCUCAUUUGCGUAUGAAAAUGGAAGAAUUAUUGCAAACAUGGAAACAACCAGUUCCUGGGACAAAUUCUCUUACACCAGUGUUCUCUCAAGAAAUUACUCGCAAAAUUGAUGGUCUUUUAAAUAAAAUCCGACAGUUGCGUCAACAUCAUGAUCAACGUAAAUUACUUGCUCCUAAAUCUAUAAUAUUGCCUUCUUUAUUACCACAAAAUGUUACCGAUCAUUCUUCUGGGGUAAUAAGUUUUGGAAAUAUUUCUAACAAUGCAAGUUAUAUGGGAAAUCAUCAUUCAUUGCAGGCUUUAGUUCCUAUAAUACCGAAUGUCACUGUGAAUUCUCUUUUGGUUGAUAUUUCUUCCCUUUUAACCGCUGCUCAAAAACGUGUUCUUUUAAACCCAAAUGAUGAAAUAUCUUUAAAGCAGAUUCCUGCACUUAUAAAAUUACAAUCGAUACUUCAGGUUUCAACAUUGCCUCCCAAUCAAUUAUCUGCUAUUAAAGAGCAAUUAUCAGCAUUAUCAUUGCAACAACAACAAAAUACAUCUCAAGCACCUCAUUAUUACCCGUUUCAAAUUCCAUAUAUUAAUUCAUCUGUAAACAUACCGUCAAAUAUGCAAUCUACAGACACUGAGACUUUGUUGGCUUCUUUAAGGAGUGCUGGUUUGCUUACGAAUGAUUCUACGAAUUCGACUAAUGAUGCAAAAUCUUAUAUUUCUAUCGAUCCUAGUACUCUUUCACUAUCUUCUUUUGCAAUACUAAAUAGUAGCUUGAACAAUAUUGAGCUUAAAUCGUCGUCCCUUGCAAAACAUCGCCCCGAGCUCAUUGUUUUGUUAUAUGAAUGCAUGAGUUUGCAAUGUCGUACAUGUGCUAAAAGAUUUGAAGAUACAGAUGAUGGUAGGAAAAGAAGAGAUGCACAUCUUGAUUGGCAUUUUCGUAUUAAUAAUAGACUGAGAGAGAUUUCAUUACGAGGUCAAAGCAGAUGUUGGUAUUUUGAUGAAGAAGAAUGGAUUAAAUAUACAUAUCAGGAUGUUUCUUCGAUAACUCCAGAAUCCUUGGAAAACAAUUCAGAAAAACCUAAAAAAGAAAAUGAAUUUAAUCCGGAUGAGUCAUAUGUUCUUGUGCCCACAGACCCUAAUGUGUUAAAUGAACCAUGUCCAAUAUGUAAAGAAAAGUUUGUGAGUGUAUGGAAUGAAGAUGUAGAAGAAUGGGUAUGGAAAAAUGCGAUUUCUAUAGAAAACGUUGUAUAUCAUGCACUCUGCUUAUCUGAAGCAAGCGUAGCCAGUCAAUCGCUUUUAAGGGAAAAUCCAUUAGAAUCAACUGUUGAAAAUGAAAAAUCAGCAAAUACUGUACUGGGAAAAAGAAAGACAAUAGGUGAAUAA
Molecule: messenger RNA, 1674 nt
Organism: Pneumocystis jirovecii RU7
Lineage: Eukaryota; Fungi; Ascomycota; Pneumocystomycetes; Pneumocystales; Pneumocystaceae
Exons: 5
Coding region: 1-1674 (557 amino acids)
Biological process (GO): termination of RNA polymerase II transcription
Cellular component (GO): cytoplasm; mRNA cleavage factor complex
Molecular function (GO): mRNA binding; RNA polymerase II complex binding; ubiquitin binding
Source: RefSeq, a predicted model, not a curated record